Dinoponera quadriceps is the source of this 1229-nucleotide messenger RNA. It is a transcript of the gene bsh, whose product is annotated as brain-specific homeobox protein homolog. Lineage: Eukaryota; Metazoa; Arthropoda; Insecta; Hymenoptera; Formicidae. Gene Ontology annotation, molecular function: DNA-binding transcription factor activity, RNA polymerase II-specific; DNA binding. Gene Ontology annotation, biological process: regulation of DNA-templated transcription. The record is from RefSeq and is a predicted model, not a curated record. The coding region runs from base 1 to 951 and encodes 316 amino acids. The transcript is spliced from 3 exons.
AUGCAGUCCACCUGCCAACAGCAACAAGCUCAGCCAGGUCAGAACGGUACCUCCGCCAGCAGGACGUCGUUCCUCAUCGAAGAUAUCCUUAGUCGCGGCACCGUCACGCCGCAUUCGCACCACCAUCAGUUGCAUCAUCAGCACUUGACGUCGACCACCCCCGGGCACGGACAGCAUCAUCAGUACCAGCAGUUCGCCAGUCUGCUACCCGGCUAUCCUACGGCGCCGCCCGCCGCUGCGGCCUUCUUCUUGGGACCGCUUUUUGGCAGCACUGGCAUGGGGGUCGGUGUGGUGCCGGGGGUCGGCGAGCUGGCAGCCUUGAAACAUUGCCGACGACGAAAAGCUCGUACCGUGUUCAGCGACCAGCAACUGGCGGGAUUGGAGGCUAGGUUCGAGGUGCAGAGAUACCUGAGCACACCCGAGAGAGUAGAGCUUGCGGCCGCGUUACAUCUGUCGGAGACGCAAGUGAAAACGUGGUUCCAGAAUCGGCGAAUGAAGCACAAGAAGCAGCUGAGGAAACUGAACACGAGCACCGGCGGUAACGCCAAUUCGGGGCAGCAAUCGAUCUCCGUUACAUCGCCGGCUGAACGGCCCGUAGACUUCUCGCUGAGCGGCGGUCGCGAGUCUCGCGCGAGCAGCGACGCGCCCGCCGAUUCCGACGACGAGGACGAUGACGAGAUCGACGUGCUGGGCGACGAGACGCCGUCGCCGACUCCGACACCAGCCGCGACGCCGACCCCGACGCCUGCACCGACGGUCUCGACACCACCGGCGCCGACGCCUACGUCGACGCGAAGUACCACCAUGCCGCCUCUGUCCAGACGCGGCACGCCACCGAGAAUCCUCCACACGACGAUUCAUCCGCAUUCCCAUCCACACCCACACUCGGUCGGCUUGCAUCAUCAGCCGCAACACGGCCAACAUUCCGCCCAACAACGUCAACAUCGCUGAGGCGACACGUCGUGAUAAGGACGUACCGGCCGUCUCUCUUGCAAGAAUCACGGUAAUCGCGUAGAGAGGAAGAGGAUGAUCUUACGACGACGAUGUCCGCGACGAUCGGCUCGGAUAUUCAUCGGAAGUCGUCGCGCGAAUUCAGCAGGGGGAAAUCGCUCCGGAGUUCGGGGAUCGAGAAACGUCGUUUUGCGUCUCUUUUGCGCGAGAGGUAUUUAUUAUGAAUUAUAACGAAGGAAAAAAGAGGGUGGGAGAAAGCGGAGAAUUGAGAGGCGAUU